Molecule: messenger RNA, 477 nt
Organism: Mucor velutinosus
Lineage: Eukaryota; Fungi; Mucoromycota; Mucoromycetes; Mucorales; Mucoraceae
Product: Ysc84 domain-containing protein
Exons: 8
Coding region: 1-477 (158 amino acids)
Biological process (GO): vesicle-mediated transport
Cellular component (GO): membrane
Source: RefSeq, a predicted model, not a curated record
AUGAAGUUUGGGUUCUUUUCGUCAGACUACAGUGAUCAAGGGACGGCAGAUGAUGGAAGCUGGAAGUUUUGUGGGCUUGACAAGUCGCAGCGCAUGUUUGCAUUUGGCGGUUGUUUCGUUGCAGGCGCUCUGUUGUCUAUCUUGUCAACCCUGAUUCUUUUGGUGGGCAAUGUUGUUGCUUUUUGUAUUAUCUAUAGCUGUGGCAAUAUCAUUUCCUUGUUCAGUUUAACGUUUAUUAUUGGUAUUCCCAAGCAAAUCAAAACCAUGUUUGCCCCAGUUCGUUUUUGGGCAACUGUUACUUACAUCGUACUGCUUAUUUUGACACUUGCCAUGUCCAUCUGGUUGAAGAACUUUGCAUUGUCGAUUGUCUUGGUUUGUAUCCAGUUUGCUGCCCUUGUUUGGUAUUCAGCAAGUUAUAUACCUUACGGUCGUGAAAUUAUCCGUCGUUUCUUUGGAAGCUGUGUAACUUCCAUUUAA